AUGAUCAAGGUGGCUUGGAUUGAUAAAGGGGGUGACCUGAAAAAUCUUGUGAAUAAUUUCUAUAAGAAAUUGUUUGAGCUAAACUACAAUUGGAGCGAGUGGAAACCUACUGCAGUUACUUUUACUGAGAUUGCCAAUGAGGAUUUUCAAUUGAUGAGUAAUCAAGUGGAGGAUGAGGAGAUAAGGAAAGUUGUGUUUGAUAUGAGUCCGUGGAAAGCACCGGGGCCAGAUAGUUUUUCAGCUGUUUUUUAUCAAAAAACUUGGCAUAAGAGGGUGGCUAGCAAUGGGAUAUGGAGCAUUGGUAAUGGAGCAACCAUUAAGCCGUGGACAGACUGUUGGCUAGGAAAAGGCGAGAUCAUUAAGGAUAUGGAUGUUAUUAUUCCCUUCAACCUGCUGCAUGUUCAGUUAACAGAGAUGGUGGACGGACAUGGUAAUUGGGAUAUGAAUAAAUUCAUGAGUUGGAUGCCGGAAGAGUAUCUGCAGAGGAUUAAAGUGUUACUGCCUCCUAAUCCAGACUUAGGAAAUGAUGAGUAUUUUCCUGAAGGUGUAACCAAAACCAGUUACUCAGUCAAGGGGGGUUUACUCAAGUUUAGGGCAUAA
Messenger RNA from Vicia faba (fava bean), 600 nucleotides. The record is from the annotation of a GenBank genome assembly. NCBI's taxonomy places the organism in Eukaryota, Viridiplantae, Streptophyta, Magnoliopsida, Fabales, Fabaceae.